This is a messenger RNA of Polypterus senegalus (gray bichir), 1852 nucleotides long. RefSeq names its product cytosolic thiouridylase subunit 1 homolog (S. pombe) (gene ctu1). The record is from RefSeq and is a predicted model, not a curated record. Gene Ontology annotation, molecular function: tRNA binding. The transcript is spliced from 3 exons. Bases 720 to 1745 code for a protein of 341 amino acids. Gene Ontology annotation, biological process: tRNA wobble position uridine thiolation. Gene Ontology annotation, cellular component: mitochondrion; cytosolic tRNA wobble base thiouridylase complex. NCBI's taxonomy places the organism in Eukaryota, Metazoa, Chordata, Cladistia, Polypteriformes, Polypteridae.
UCCGUGAGCAAACGUUUGUCUGUUAACGUCAAGUUUCUUCAGCCGACAUUCUGGAGAAAUUGGUAGCAUUUUAAUUUGAAAGUAAACAUUGUUUAGGGGAGUUAUUUUCAGCUUUUGAAAGAUUACGACAAUUUCAAAUUUAGAAAACCUUCGUGUGUUUUGGGUUGUUGUGUUACGGUCUGGUCAGUGAGUCGAAUUGAACUUUUAAAUGAUGGAGGUGGCUAUCAAAUUGUACCAAUUGAAGAAAGAAGUGCGACAUAUUUUGGAAAUUGAAAGUGGCGGGUCCCGCUUGUCCCAAUUCUUUCAGCCACUAGACCCGCAGUUUAUCUGGAAAGCAUUCGGAAGCUGCUUUGGUGUCUAAUUGAACAAUCCGGAACUAAUCAGCUCGAGGUCCAUCGGUGUGACAUUGCUGCCGAAACUGCCUGCAGACACAAUGACCCAACUGCUUGGGGGCGAAAACCUCUGCUCACACCUCCUACACGACCCCACCCUUAAACGCAGCUGCUUUGGCCUGCCUUCUCCUCUGACCUCAAGUCCUGCAUUUCUUUUUCCCAUCAGUAUGCAUUGUAACUGUUUAAUGAACCUAUUACAGUCUUGAAAAGGAAGGAAAGUGAAAUGUUUUAGUGUUCUGUAUCCAACGACUAAAACCGUUUUUUUUCCCUGAAAUGCACAAUACGGAACAGCAGUAUAAGUAGAAAAUUAAGCCUGUGCACACCAGCAUGCCUGUUCUGUGUAACCGUUGUGAAAUCAAGAAAGCACAUCUGAAACGCCCCAAGACUGGACACUCGCUGUGCAAGGAGUGCUUUUUUUGGGUGUUUGAGGAGGAGGUACAUCAUAGCAUUCUCUCUGCCAAGCUGUUUAACAGGGGGGAGACAGUCGGAAUCGGGGCAUCCGGUGGCAAAGAUUCUACUGUCCUGGCUCAUGUCAUGAAGGUUCUCAAUGAGCGGUAUGACUAUGGUUUGAAUUUGAUACUGCUCUCUGUUGACGAAGGCAUAACUGGUUACAGGGACGACUCUUUGGAGACUGUGAAACGCAACCAAAAACAAUAUGAAUUGCCACUGAAAAUUGUUUCUUACGAGGAGCUUUAUGGCUGGACCAUGGACACCAUUGUAAAGCAAGUUGGUUUGAAGAACAACUGCACCUUCUGCGGGGUUUUCCGGAGACAGGCACUGGAUAGGGGAGCCAUGAUGCUUGAAGUGGACAAAAUUUGCACUGGACAUAAUGCUGAUGAUGUUGCAGAAACUGUGCUGAUGAAUUUCCUUCGGGGUGAUAUUGCCAGGCUCCGGCGCUGCACAGCCAUUUCAACAGGCAGUGAGGGGGCCAUACCUCGCUGCAAGCCACUCAAGUACGCCUAUGAGAAAGAGAUUGUCCUGUAUGCAUAUUUUAAGAAACUGGACUACUUCUCCACUGAAUGCAUUUAUUCCCCCAAUGCUUACAGAGGACAUGCUCGCAGCUUUCUAAAAGAUCUCGAGUCCAUCCGCCCAAGCUCGAUCAUCGAUGUGAUCCACUCUGGUGAGAAUCUGUCUGUCAAGGAGGAGGUGCGCAUGCCCAUUCAGAGCAACUGUGCCCGUUGCGGGUACAUUUCCAGCCAGAAACUCUGUAAGGCCUGUGUACUUCUUGAGGGACUAAAUAGAGGCCUUCCAAAACUAGGGAUUGGUAAACACCACAAGCUACAGGAUAAGCUUCUGAAAAGUCAACCCUUGACCGAAGAAGAGGAAAAGAAGUUCAAAAGAAUCAGCUUCUGAUGUUUAGGAUACAAAAGCAUCUCAUUUGUGGGGUGAAGGGGUAGAAAUUGAGUGGCAUUUUUAUCAUUUGCGUGAAAUGAAGAAAUAAAAGGAAAGCUUUUUAAAUA